This is a messenger RNA of Artibeus jamaicensis (Jamaican fruit-eating bat), 2147 nucleotides long. RefSeq names its product CD83 molecule (gene CD83). The transcript has 5 exons. Bases 190 to 792 code for a protein of 200 amino acids. NCBI's taxonomy places the organism in Eukaryota, Metazoa, Chordata, Mammalia, Chiroptera, Phyllostomidae. The record is from RefSeq and is a predicted model, not a curated record.
GCGCGGGCCUCGGGCGCCGGGGAGGGCUCGGGGGCGCCCCGGCGGCUGCAGGCUAGCGAAGGGCGCGCUUGUCGCUUCCGCCACCCGCCGGGGAUUCCCCCGGAGCGGGGGCCCGGGGAAGUCCCCGCGCGCGGGGGUAAAAGAGCGCGGCGCGGCGCCAGCGCGCCACAGACCCGAAGUCCCCCAGCCAUGUCGCGAGGCCUCCAGCUCCUGCUCCUGAGCUGCGCCUGCAGCCUGGCGGCAGCAGUGCAGGAACUAAAGGUGGCUUGUUCGGAGAAUGUGGACUUGCCUUGCACCGCCCCGCGGAACCCGCGCGUCCCCUACACGGUGUCCUGGGCCAAGCUUACGGAGGGCGGGGAAGAGACAAUAGAGGUGCCCCAGGAAGACCUGCAGACCUAUCACCGGAUGGAGCAGAAGGGCCCCCUUGAGGACUCCAGCCGAGGGCCGUAUUCCCUGAAGAUCCGAAAUGCCACCAGCUGCAGCUCGGGGACAUACAGAUGCACUCUGGAGGGGCCAGGAGGGCAGAGAAACCAAAGUGGCACAGUGGCCUUGAGAGUGACAGGAUGCCGUAAGGAGCGCAAAGAAGAGACUUUUAAGAAAUACAGAGCUGAGAUUGUACUGCUGUUGGCUUUGGUGGUUUUUUACGUAACACUCAUCGUUUUCACUUGUUUUGCACGACAGACUAUUUUUCCAGAGUUUUCUAAACCGGGCAUGGAACGAGCUUUUCUCCCAGUCACCUCCCCAAGCAAGCCUGUGGAGCCGGUGACCUUUGCCAAGGCGGAACUGGUGUGAGCAGGACUGUUUUCCCCAAAGUCGAAGGUUCGGCGGUGUGCCUUUACGUCACACAGGACACAGGAGGCGUGUGCCCCCACCGAAGACAGCAGCCUUCCUGUGAAGUCCCCCACCUGACUGAAACAUCUGAAGGGGAUCCCACCUUACGUCUGUGACCAGGGUGUCGAAAACCAUCCCGUGGCCACACGGCGGGGGGCCGCCCUGCGGGGUGCUGUCCAGUCCUGCUCCUUCCCCGCCACCCGCUCAGUGUUCUGUUCUGCUGUCUGGUCGACCUCUUUGACUUUUUUUUCAGUCACAUGAAAGCUGUGAUGAGAUGCAGUGGGAAAAGGGUCUUGGGAAGUAGGACUCUCCAGAGCUGGCCCUGUGACAGAUUCCUCAGGACAGCUGCACAUCUGGGAAACAUCUCUUUGAAUUUGCUAUGUGUUCUUGGACUAGCCCAGAUGCUUUGUGUCUGGGAGAAAUGGACAGGCCACGCUGGGAGACAGUGGGAAAUAUUUGGCAAAUAAUUUCCCGCUGUAAAGGCUCUGCUUUUACGAAGGAGUAUUAUGUGUGCGUAGAAAUAACAGGUCAGUGACCCGUUCCUCAACAGGGGCUUCUCAUCUGGGAAAGGCAUCCACAAAGAAGCAGUAAAGAAGAAUGCCACUUUUAUUUUUAUAAAUCCAUAUAUGCUUUUCAAAGAAGGACUUGUGUUUUUUUCUCCUUUGGAAACCGUAUCCGCAGUUAGAUGCCGUUGCUGACUGAUGAGAAGCCCGACCGUGGAGAGGGAGAGACACUGGGGAGUGGACAGCGGGACAGGAUCUGCUUCGUGACCCGGGGAAGUUCGGGGCCGGUCAUGCGGUCGGGCGCUGGCCCCAGGAGUUCCGCUACCUGUGUGACCGGGGGCGAGGUCCGGUGGUUUCUGCUGUCCCAGCUGUGAGCCAGGAGGCUGUUGUAUGAGUUGACUGAAAUAAUGUGUGUGAAGACACCCUGAAAAAGUAUAAAGCACUAUCCAAAUUGGAAGCUUUAUUGAGUCGUCAUCCUUACUAUUGCAGUACUGUUCUGGGGCAGGGGAGAAUGACUUCCACUUUUUAUGUUUCGCAUUGUUCCAAACAAAAAAAAAUCCACAAAGGAGACUUUCCUUUGGGGACCUGAGGGCUAGUUCAGUGGCCUGUCUCUGAAGCACCAGCCAAAAGCUCUCCAUGAGCCACUGGAACUUGGGGAGAAGGGAAUUCGCUGAAGUUACAUUGCUAUUUUGGCAAUUGUGUGUUUCUUAUCAGAUUUGGCUGCUUCCCUCCACGUUUUCCAAAGAGACUGUGUCCCUUCAGUGGCAUGUGCAUUGCCCACAGUGUCAGAGAAUAAAAGGGGUGCCGAGUUGA